AUGCUGCUCUGCUCCCAAGGAAUUGACUUUUUAGCAGGAUUCACAACACCCUCCACUCUGAAUUCAGACAAAAGCCAGUGCAGGAAGACUCGCAACCCCGAAUGCUUUAUGAACGUUAGUGAAAUUAUCCGAUAUCAUGGAUACCCCAGUGAGGAAUAUCAAGUUACCACAGAAGAUGGAUACAUUCUUGGUGUUUUCAGAAUUCCCGCUGGAAGGAACAGCCAAAAUACAGGGCAAAAGCCUGUAGUCUUCCUACAGCAUGCUUUUCUAGGAGACGCUACGCACUGGAUUUCUAACCUGCCCAACAACAGCUUGGGCUUCCUCCUCGCAGAUACUGGCUAUGACGUCUGGAUGGGAAACAGCCGAGGGAACACCUGGUCUUUAAAACACAAGACCCUUAAUCCCAGCCAGAAAGCGUUCUGGCAGUUCAGCUUUGAUGAAAUGGGCAAAUAUGAUAUUCCGGCAGAGCUGUACUUCAUCAUGAAUAAAACUGGACAGAAGGAUGUAUAUUAUGUCGGUCACUCUGAAGGCACAACAACAGGCUUCAUAGCAUUUUCUACAUACCCUGAGCUAGCUAAACGGGUGAAGCUGUUCUCUGCUCUGGGCCCAGUAACCACAUGCUCACAUGCUACAAGUCCUCUUCUUAAGAUUACAAAUCUUCCUGAACCGCUACUCAGGUUAGUACUUGGCUGCAAAGGAGCUGCACACCAGAUUGGAUUUCUGAAAGGACCUGUGACACAGUUAUGUACAACCCUGGAUAAGUUUUGCGGCCACGUACUCUGUUACAUAGCUGGAGGUAACAUAAAAAAUCUGAACACGAGUCGAAUAGAUACCUAUGUAGGACAUUCCCCUGCUGGAACAUCAGUACAGAACAUUAUUCAUUGGCAACAGAUAGCACAUGCAGACCAAUUUCAAGCUUAUGACUAUGGCUCUAAAGAAAACAUGAAGAAAUACAACCAGUCUACUCCUCCUGUGUACAAGAUAGAGAAGAUAAGCACACCAAUUGCUGUUUGGAGCGGUGGACAUGACACAUUUGCAGAUCCAAAAGACAUGGCAAAGCUGCUUCCUCGGAUUACUAAUCUCAUUUACCAUGAGAAUUUUCCUGCUUGGGGACAUCUUGAUUUCAUCUGGGGCCUUGAUGCAACAGAGAAAUUGUAUCGGAAAAUCAUUGAACUAAUAACAAAAUACCUUUGA
Molecule: messenger RNA, 1194 nt
Organism: Opisthocomus hoazin
Lineage: Eukaryota; Metazoa; Chordata; Aves; Opisthocomiformes; Opisthocomidae
Product: lysosomal acid lipase/cholesteryl ester hydrolase
Biological process (GO): lipid metabolic process
Molecular function (GO): hydrolase activity, acting on ester bonds
Source: RefSeq, a predicted model, not a curated record